AUGGCAAAUAACCACUUUGCCAUUAACCAAAUAGCAUGUUUUCUCUUUGUCAUCUCUUGCUGCUUACCCUUUCAACCCCUCGUAGAUGCCAAACUUGGCGGUUUCACCAUUGAGAUUAUCCAUCGUGACUCGCAACUUUCUCCCUUUCGUAACCAUUCUGCUACAGUUGAAGACCUCUCUAAUGGUGAUGCCCUCCGUUCAAUUGCCCGAGCAAACCAUUUCCAUCAAUCUUCCUUAGACACGAACAAAAUUCAGUCUACUGUAACCCCAACUGGCGGCGAUUAUCUCAUGAAACUCUCCAUCGGAAUCCCCCCAGUUGAAGUUCUGGCCGUCGCCGACACUGGAAGUGAUCUUGUCUGGAUCCAAUGUGAACCUUGCCCACAAUCAGAAUGCUACCCUCAAGAUGCUCCUCUCUUCAAUCCCACCAAAUCUUCUACUUAUGCUGACCUUCCUUGUGAUGAUAAUCUUUGUAACGAUUUACCAUCAACAAGCCGCGACUGUAGUUUUUGGGAUAACAAGUGUCAAUACAAGUAUCGAUAUGGAGAUCAAUCAUAUACGAGGGGAGCAUUAGCCACAGACACCUUUACUUUUGUUUCCACCGAUGGUGCUGCUCCCUUCCCCAACUCUGUGUUUGGUUGUGGUCAUAAUAAUGGCGGGACUUUCGACAGUCGCGGCUCUGGAGUUGUUGGCCUAGGGGGUGGACCACUAUCCCUUAUUUCUCAAUUGGGUUCACAAAUUGAGCAGAAAUUCUCCUAUUGUUUAUUGCCCAGAACCAUGACCUCUGCUAGCAAACUCAAAUUUGGAUCUGAUGCAAUUUUGACUGGGCCAGAAGUGGUUUCAACCCCGUUCUCAUCUGAUAGCUCAGGUACUUUCUACUAUCUGACCCUUGAAAGUGUAAGUGUUGAGGACAAGAAGAUAACGAACAAUCAGUUGGCUGCUGCUGCUGAUGGUGGUAAUAUUAUCAUUGACUCGGGGACAACAUUAACUCUGUUAGAAUCGAGUUUCUACGAUGAGUUGGAAACGGCAGUGAAGGAGAAGAUUCAGUUGGCUCCAGUUGAUGACCCACGAGGGAGCUACAGCCUAUGCUAUGAUCGAAGUUCAUUUGAGAACAUUCCUGAAGUUACACUUGUAUUCCAUUUUAGGGGAGCUGACGUUGAACUCAAGAAACUAAACCUUUUCAGAGCAAUAUCUAGUGAUCUGUCUUGCUUUACAAUGGUUCCUACAAAUGGUGGAAAAAGCAUCUAUGGAAACUGGGCUCAAAUAAAUUUCCAAGUGGAGUAUGACCUUGCGGGGAAGCAAGUCUCUUUUGCGCCUGCAGAUUGUAGCCAGUUGGGGUUUAAGCAAUCGAAGACCAUGAUUUUGCAAUGUUUUCCAGAUGCCUACUGA
Thlaspi arvense is the source of this 1386-nucleotide messenger RNA. The record is from the annotation of a GenBank genome assembly. Lineage: Eukaryota; Viridiplantae; Streptophyta; Magnoliopsida; Brassicales; Brassicaceae.